Penicillium manginii is the source of this 1326-nucleotide messenger RNA. RefSeq lists its product as uncharacterized. The coding region runs from base 1 to 1326 and encodes 441 amino acids. Gene Ontology annotation, cellular component: RNA polymerase I core factor complex. The record is from RefSeq and is a predicted model, not a curated record. The transcript has a single exon. Gene Ontology annotation, molecular function: TBP-class protein binding; RNA polymerase I general transcription initiation factor activity; RNA polymerase I core promoter sequence-specific DNA binding. Lineage: Eukaryota; Fungi; Ascomycota; Eurotiomycetes; Eurotiales; Aspergillaceae. Gene Ontology annotation, biological process: nucleolar large rRNA transcription by RNA polymerase I; transcription initiation at RNA polymerase I promoter.
AUGGCGCCUGCCGUGUCGGCCUCGUCCUUUGCCUUGCCACUACCUCGCUGGCUGCAGCCGACGAGUCCUCGAGUUGCCCAAUAUGAUCGUCGCAAACGCCAUAGGGAGACCAACCCAUGGAGCGAUGGUGAAGAUGUCGAUGGAGAUACUACAGAUGCCAGCGAUGGCACCUCCAUGAGGGACUCGGCUCCUGCUGGACCGCCCCUCGUUCUCACGCCGAAUGAAUCACACCAAUACCGAAUCGCUGGACUACCUCUUGAUCAAGAAUUACCGCAGGGGCGUUUCCCUCAUGCGCCACCCAAGAAGGAUGAAUACAACAGAGGUAGACUACCGACUCAACUAUCCCACGACCUGGCCACGAUGUCGACUCCCUUAUACCCUCCUCAGUCACCCGCGCAUACCGGUAGCCUUCGACUGCAGCACCUAGCAGCAUUGACCACGAUCCUUCAUCGCUGUUUGCUCCAGGGAGACUUCACUCGAGCUGGAAGGGCAUGGGGGCUUAUUAUGCGAGAGCAAUUUAGAGGGAGGCCGACAGAUGUCCGCUCGGAAACUCGGUGGGGGAUUGGUGCUGAGAUUCUGCUCCGGCGAGAUCAACAACCAGCCCCGUCAAUUGAUCACAUUGCGCCUACGGAUGCAGCUACCGGUGGCCGAAAGCCUCUACCAUUCACUCACAAGGGCUUUGCAGAGGCAAAGGAGUACUAUGAGCGACUGAUACUGAACCACCCUUACUCGAAAACUCACCCGCAUUCGAUCUCAUCCUUGCACUUUUAUCCUGCCAUGUUUGGCUUGUGGGUCUACGUUGCACAAGAAGAAAGUCAAUUUGAAAGGGAUAGAAUCGACGACGAAGAGUCCGAUGAAAUUUCCGAUGAGGACAUGAUAGACGAAUACGGAGAACAUCGCGAGUCAAACAGGAAGCAGGCACUUGUUGCAAAAGUUCGCGGUCAGGAACUCGAACAAGCUCAGCAAAUCGCAACACGAAUCGACUCGCUUCUCGGAUCACCCCCGUACACCGAUUCCCCGGAGAUUCUCGAGCUUCGAGGCAUGGUAUCACUCUGGAUUGGCGAUUUGCUUGCUCUUUCACUGGAGAAGCCCCCUCCCGAAUUCCUGGAUGAAUAUGGCUAUGAUGCAAUGGAUACGGAUGGAACAGAUGAACCAUUCGAGGUUAGACGCGAACAAACACUUGCUAUGGAACAACGCAAAGUCGAAAUACAAAAGUCAGAAGAGUUUCUGGACAAGGCGAGGAAGCGCAGACGGGGUGUCUCAUACAAUAUGGAACAUCUACGUAUUGAAAGUCCAUCAGCUCCAGCAUCUCCCUCGCCCUUUUGA